Molecule: messenger RNA, 1319 nt
Organism: Sus scrofa (pig)
Lineage: Eukaryota; Metazoa; Chordata; Mammalia; Artiodactyla; Suidae
Gene: OASL
Product: 2'-5'-oligoadenylate synthetase like
Biological process (GO): regulation of ribonuclease activity; negative regulation of viral genome replication; defense response to virus
Cellular component (GO): membrane; cytosol; nucleoplasm
Molecular function (GO): double-stranded RNA binding
Source: RefSeq, marked provisional
CUUACAGGUUCAACUCAGUUCACUGUGCCCCUGCUGCAGAGAACAGCUUCCAAGGAGAGGUGUCCCAGGCCAGCCAGGCACCCCUGUUUUCCUCUCCACUUUGGUCCUUUAUUCCAGAAGGUGCUGGAGGUCAGCAGGGGAGCCCUCUUCAAGAAGUGUGCGUGUGCCAGGAGCUGGGUAGGUGUGUGACUAGAUUUCCAUCCAAAAGCGGUGCUCUUGAGACAGAUGGAGCUAUUUUACACCCCAGCUUCCAAGCUAGACACCUUCGUGGCUAAAUGCCUGCAUCCCCACAAGGAGUGUAAAGAAGAAGUGCUGGAGGCUGUGAGGACCGUGAAGAAGUUCCUGUGGCAACAGUGCUUCCCUGGGAAGAAUGUGCAGGUGCUAGAGGUGGGCUCCUUCGGGAACGGCACGGUGCUCCGUGACAGCACAGAGGUGGAGCUGGUGGCAUUUCUGAGCUGUUUCCGCAGCUUCCGGGAAACCGAGGACCUCGAUAACAUGCUGGACCAGCUCUCUAAGACACUAUGCUCUUGCCAGGGCCUGCUGGCCUUUGAUCUGAAGGACGUGUGGUUGGUCGAGGAAGUCUUCCGUGCCAUCGCCUUCACCAUCUGGACCAAGAAUUUGGAAGGGCCCAUCACUUUCACCAUCAUGCCUGCCUACAGGGACCUGGUUCCCCAUGGUGGGCCCUCCGCAGAGGUCUAUGUGGAUCUGAUUGAGGCCCGCAAGCCGCCUGGAAAUUUCUCCCCAUCCUUCGCCAAGUUACAGAGAAGCUUUGUGAAACACCGGCCAGCCAAGCUGAAGAGCCUCCUGCGACUGGUAAAACACUGGUACCUGAAGUACGUGAAAGCCAGGUGCCCCAUUGCUAAGCUGCCCCCUCUCUAUGCCCUCGAGCUACUGACCAUCUAUGCCUGGGAAGUGGGUACAAAGGCACAUGAGCGUUUCCAUUUGGACAGAGGCCUCGUCACGGUGAUGUGCCUGCUCCAGGAGUAUCAAUCUCUCUGUAUCUACUGGACCAACUACUACAAGUUCCAGAACCCAAUCAUUGAGGACUUUGUCAGAGAACAGCUCAAAAAAGAAAGGCCUAUCAUCCUGGAUCCGGCUGACCCCACCUACAAUGUGGCCUAUGGCUACAGAUGGGACAUAGUCAGUCAGAGGGCCAGACAGUGCCUGAAACAGUGCUGUUGCCAUAACAACAAGAGCCCAGUCCCCCCGUGGUAUAUAAAGCCUUCCCACUACACUGCUUGCUUCAGAGUCUCAGCCAAAGGCUGUGACUGAUUCCCUGGCAAUAACAAUUCAGGAAUAAAUAAUCUUUGUUCAUUCUC